UUUCGUCCUUAUCUGAUCCAUCCUUCAGAGUAUGUGUGUGUGUGUAGGGGGGGGUGUUAAUCAGGAGUCUAAAAUAAAAUAUCUUUGACGGCAGGAAUGCAGCAACUUCCUGUGCAGCAGCUUCCUGUGUACUCUGUCUUCCUCACUCACAGUUUCACCAUCCCACCUGCAGGUCUGCAGGUCUUCAGGUCUGCCCUCCUGUCGCCUCGGCUCCUCUACAUGUUUGCUCAGGGUUUCUGGCUCAAAUGGACCUCGGUUCCGCUCAGCUGCUCUCUGUCGCCUGGUUCUUGGAGAGCGUCCUGGCCCUGGUGUGUUUUGCAGUGACGGUGACACACACGGAGCUGAAGCUGUGUGGAGAAGAUGAGGCUGUGUGCGUCAACGACCUCAGAGACUGUGGACCACGCCCACCGUCAUCCCUGCAGCAGAACCUGAACAUGUCCUGUUACUACCAGGUGUCAGCAGACCGGAUCAGGUCCAUGACCUGUGAGUGGAGUGAGGAGCUGAGCACUCACAGCUCUGAAGUCUCUCUGAUCUUCAGCAGUAAGUACAAAGUCUCUUCGUGUCGGGGUAUCUUCAACCCACUGGCCGUCCUCAACGUCACGGCUAGGAUAAAGAACUCUUUGACCGGGACAGAGAUCUGGUCUCAGCCUCAGACUGUGUCUCUAGAAGCUAAACCAUUUCCACCUGUGGUAACUGUGCUGGCCUCCACCCACGACUCGCUUGUUGUAUCCUGGAGAAGCAGCAGUGAUGGGCGCUGUCAGCUUCGUCACAGACCCAACAACACGCCGGCGUGGACGCAGGUUCCAGAUUCAGUCUCGGUCCGUUCGGGUCAGAACCUGAGCUUCAGCAUCACAGGGCUCUUACCUUUCACAGAGUACAGAUGUGCCGUGGCCUGCAGGGGGCACUCCGGCCUCUGGAGUGACUGGAGCUCUGAGGUCAGAGGACAGACAAAGGAUAAAGCAGAACCGUCCAGCCCGACAGAGAUGUGUUACCGUGUGGAGGAAACCACGUCUGGAGAAGCUCUCCACCUUCAUCUGAUUUGGAAGGCUGCAAACCCUCAAAAGGGCGAAGGUCGUGUUUUGUGGUACGAGCUGAACGUGGAGCCCGGCGGACAAACUCACAACAUCACAGGGACAACAGCACUCCUGGUGGUAGAAGAGGGGAACUACAGCGUCGCUGUUCGUGGCUUCAACACAGCCGGUUCUGGUCCAACAACACAUCUGCAGAUAGACACACGGGGAUGGAUCUCUCCCCCCUCUGUGAGGAACCUGUGGGUGAUCAGCCAUUAUCCAGAGAACCGCACGCUUCAGGUGGAGUGGAGGAUCAGCGCCGCAGUGAGCCAUGUCAUUGUCCGGCUCCACUCUGACGCGAGUCCGUCCUCUUGUCAAUGGUUCCGAGUCCACGGGUCCACCACCUCUGCGGGUCUGCCAGACGUUGAAGCUGAUAAGUCGUACCAGGUCACCGUGUUUCCCGUCCAGAACCAGCAGUGUGGACCGGCCCAGUCUCUGAACGCCAGUCUGCAGCAUGGAGCACUAAUGGAGCCGGUUGGCCUCAAAGUCCUCAGAGUGACUAAAGCAGAGGUAACCGUCCAGUGGGCGUGGCACGCCAAGUCUGGACCAAUCAGAGUGGGCAGAUACGUGGCGGCGCUGCGAGGAGACUCUCACAGCAGAGUUUGGAGAUUAUUUCCAGAUGAGAACCAGCACACUUUUGUCAACCUGACCCCCAACACCGAGUACACUCUCCUGCUGCUGGCGGACAGCGUUCCUGUGAGAUUAGUGGCCGUGAAAACAGAUUUCAGUCAGGGGCCGGACGUGGUGGCGGUCACGACUCCUCUGCUGCUUGCGGUCGCUCUCUUGAUCCUGUCCGUUCUGUCCAGGACUGUGUUCAGGUCCCUCUGCCUCCCGCCGGUGUCGAGCCCUCGAGGAAGCACGGCGGGCCGUUGGCUGAUGAACUCGGACCGGCAGAAGUUCAUUAAGAACCUGAUGGACAUCGCAGACUUCCAGGUGACAGAUGUUCUUGCAGAGAAGACUCUGUUUUUUGAUGAUCUGAGCGUUCCUCGACCGUCGGAGGAAGACCUGGAUGAAGGCUUCUCUCCAGCGCCGGUCAGCAGCUGCGUCGUCCAGCUGCCGGUGCUCUCGCUGGACUCGCUGUUUGCUACGCAGAUCACAGAGACUGCAGAGCAUCUCCUUCAGCGUGAAGAUGAUCGCCGCCGAUCUCAGGAAGUCAAAGAGGUUUGCCUGUUUGGUGAACUCCUGUUUGAUGGAUUCUGCGGUGACCUGAAGACGGACAUUCUGGGGAGUGAUGGCAAAGGUCGACAGAGCUGCUGUCCUCUCAUCUGUGAGACGGAGUAUCUGUCCAACAGCUGCUUCCAGGUUGAAGCAGAAGAUCAGAGCGACCAGAGCGAGAGCUCAGAGGAGCACGUGGAGACACAUGCACAAACUAGAACCGUGUGAGGCUGGUUUCCAGAAGAAGUCAGGAAGAUGAACUGAAAACAAAUGUGAAGUAGCUUCUAGAUCAGGGGUCUCAAACUGGCGGCCCGUGGGCCAUUUGCGGCCCCCAAGUUGAUAUUUUGCCAUCCCCGCCCUAAUAUGAAAGUUCAAUGUCUACUA
Oryzias melastigma (Indian medaka) is the source of this 2609-nucleotide messenger RNA. RefSeq lists its product as uncharacterized. Bases 246 to 2453 code for a protein of 735 amino acids. Gene Ontology annotation, biological process: cytokine-mediated signaling pathway. Gene Ontology annotation, cellular component: external side of plasma membrane. Lineage: Eukaryota; Metazoa; Chordata; Actinopteri; Beloniformes; Adrianichthyidae. The transcript has 15 exons. Gene Ontology annotation, molecular function: protein binding; cytokine receptor activity. The record is from RefSeq and is a predicted model, not a curated record.